CUGCGUUCAGACACGCCAGAUGGAGACAGUCAUUGGAGUAGGACAGUUGAUCGCACAGCCGCCUUUUUACUGAGACUUAUCAAGCAAAAGGGACGUAAACACAAAGAGAUAUAUUUAUAUUUUGUUUGUUACCGCUGUUUAAUGGAUACCGGUUGUUUGAAGGCUCCGCAGCGUAUUUCGUGCCACAACAUGAAUGCGGAUUUAUUGAAGUCUGGUCCGGAGCGUGGACCCCAACAGUCGUCUGGCACUGUGAGAAAUGGCAGGAAUAAACCCGACCAAACCAAACCAGAGCUGGCUCAGGUGGUUACCGACUCCAAGACGGGAAGAUCCUACAGUAAAGGGAAGCUCUUGGGAAAGGGUGGUUUUGCUCGAUGCUAUGAGAUGACAGACCUGUCCAACAACAAAAUGUAUGCUGUGAAAGUGAUUCCACAGAGCAGGGUGUCCAAACCACAUCAGAGGGACAAGAUCGCGAAUGAGAUCGAGCUGCACAGAACCCUGUCGCACAAGCAUGUGGUGAAAUUCUCUCAUUAUUUUGAAGACCAAGAAAACAUCUACAUAUUCCUCGAGCUCUGCAGUCGAAAGUCUUUGGCACAUAUUUGGAAGGCGAGACACACGCUGACAGAGCCAGAGGUGCGAUAUUACCUCAGACAGAUCAUAUCCGGCCUCAAGUACCUCCACAGCAGGGGUAUCCUGCACCGAGAUCUCAAACUAGGCAACUUUUUUGUCAACGAGAACAUGGAACUGCGGUUGGGAGAUUUUGGCCUUGCUGCUAAGCUGGAGACAGUGGAACAAAGGAAAAAAACAAUUUGUGGUACACCUAACUACUUGGCCCCAGAGGUGUUGAACAGACAAGGUCACGGUACAGAGUCUGACAUCUGGUCCCUCGGAUGCGUCAUGUACACGCUGAUGUGUGGCAACCCCCCUUUUGAGACUCUUGACUUAAAAGAGACAUACAAGUGUAUAAAGGAAGUUCGGUACAACCUGCCCUCAACGCUCUCCCCUGCUGCGCAGAAACUCAUCUCAGGCAUCCUACAGAAAAAUCCCAGUGACAGACUCACUUUGGAUCAAAUCCUCAACCACGAAUUCUUCAAAGGUUUCACUCCUGACAAACUUCCCCCCAGCAGUUGUGUGAUGGUGCCAGAGCUCCACCCUCCAAGUCCUGCCAAGAAGUUCUUUACUAAAAUGGCUAAGAGCUUCUUUGGCAAGAAAAAAGCAAAGGUAGAGAAGAUUCCAUGCGAGGAAAAAGAUGACAAGGACAUUUCCAAGCUGGUGUCAGGCAUCGUCAAAUGUUCCAUCAAUCGGCAGAUCAGCUACAAAACAGUGGGAACUAAUGAGGUGGCCUCUCCCACUGGUCAGCCGGUCAGCUCUGUGCCUCUUGAGCAGACACCAGCAGAGGAGGAAUCCCGGAAGUCCAUCUCUCGUUCUUUCAAGGGCACCAUGGCCAGCAGCACUGAACCCUGUGAGGAUGUGCUGACUCCUGCAGCUGUUGCUGAAGCAGCCAUGAAAGUUCUCAAUAACUGCCUGGCCACCAUGCCUGCAGCCACUAGAAACCCACCCUGCUUGUCUAGACCUCAGUCCUUCCUGUGGGUGACUAAAUGGGUUGACUACUCAAACAAAUAUGGGUUUGGCUACCAGCUCUCAAACCAAACCAUAGGUGUGCUUUUCAAUGAGGGAACCCAUCUCAGCCUUUGUGACCAGCGCAAGACCGUUCACUAUUGCCUGACCAACAACAAACACUUUACUUUUCCAACCAACUCGCUACCUGAGCAACUUCGCAGUCAGAAACAAAUUGUUGAACUCAUGGCCAACUACAUGGAGCAGAACCUUAUGGAGGGUGGAGAUCUGCAAUGUGAGGAGCAGCCCUCUGGUUCUCCUCCUCUGCUCCUCCAGUGGGUGAAGACCGACCACGCUCUUGUCAUGCUCUUCAACAAUGGAACUCUACAGGUUAACUUCUACACAGACCACACAAAGAUCAUCUUGUGCAAGUCAUCUGAUGACUCCUACCUGCUCACAUACAUCAGCCGGGAACGCGUCUCGUACACUUACCUCCUCAGCAUGCUGAAUGAAAUGGGCUGCACCUCUGAGCUACAUCACCGACUCAGAUAUGUGGUCCAGCUGCUCCAACACCACGCUGCCUGAGGGCAUAUCUCAGUGCCUCCCAGGCUACCUGAGUGGCAGAUGGCUCAGAGGCAACCUGACCAGUUCACACAUUUUUUUUUUUUUUUUUUCCCCCUGUUUACGCAGCCUGACUGGUUGAUUUUUUUUUUUUUUUUUCCAAGGCAGUGCUGCGAGCUGCUGAACCCUGUUGGAUGAAAAGCUGCUUUGCUCUUCUGAGUGGUGUCCUCAUCUGUACUGUUGCCUAGAUUAUCAUGUUGACUGAUCUUGUUGAACUUCAGAUAGUCAGGACGUUGUCCAAAGCAGCCUCUGCCUCAAGGGUUUGUGCCUGCCUAGCUUUUUCCUCAAAGGUUUCCACGUGAAAGUUAUUGAUACUUUUUUAAGAAGAGGUUAAUAUCUUGCCUAAAAUGAUGGAUUCCUCAUAGGUAGAUGCCUACAUGAACACCCAGUUACCUUCCCUCACUCACUUUAGACCACUGCUUCUUGAGGGGGGGCCUUUGAAAGCCACCAAGCCUGCAGUGUUCAGCCUCCAUUGAUGGCCAACAAUGCAGGCGUGGUUUUUCAAAGGUGUCAAAACACUAAAACUGUCCAGAUGGCUUACAGCGGAGCGCGGAUGAUCUUGUGGCCGAAAUGCAGUCAGGCUCACCUUUCCAGAAGUAUUUUAGAAGCAAGGUCCUUCCACCGUUGACAGGAACUAUGAUCUUUCAGCAGAGAUGCUUUGGGAAGAGCACUUUGACUGGAAAGAGAGGCCCUCCUACCCUCAGUUUGUGUGUGGCCUCUUUGGACCAUGGUACUCACUUUUUUUUUUUUUCCUUUUUUAAAAAUGAGCCAGCUAUAGGACCACUUUAGAUCUUUACCUCACAUGCACAAAAAACAUUUCCAGCCUUAUUUCAUGAUGGCAAUCUAAAAGAUUUUCAGUCAUUUCUUCUGCUCCAGCAUCACUUUUUGGUUAGAAAUGUCACUAAUGCGGUACACAGCAUGUUGCAGGGACUAUGGGAGCAACACAGCUUUGCACUUUUUUAAUUUUCUUAAUCUGAAAAACAACUUUCUUUUUUACCAUCACUUGUUAUAUUUUAUUGUUUUUAACUAGAUACCAAAUUGUUUGAUUUUUUUUAAAUGAUUCAGUUUUAAAUUCACUUGCAGUUGGUGAAUGUGUGCACCACACACGUGCUGGCAAACAGCUGUUGGUUGGAAAUUUAGGGUGGGGAGGGGGGAUAAAAGUGCCUUUUUGAGGGAUGUUUGUAUAGUGCAAUAACAACCUUUGAAUGUCAAGCUGGCUACAAACAAGAAUAGAGAUGGAUUUUUACAAGUGGGAUCUACUUUUUUACUUUGAACCAAGUUUAAAAGUAAAUCCCAAAGCACUACACUCUCACUACCUGGUAUAAGCUUUUAGAACAACUGUUAACAUAAGUAUAUAUCCCAGUAAUAUCUACUAUGGAAAAAAGAAAACAUUGUACUCUGUUGUACUGUAACCCUUUAUUGGUUUACAUUGCUUUCUUAAUCCAGAGUGUUAUCCUUAAAAACUGUGACCUGGAAUGCAAGUAUUGCUUACAUGUGUUCCCCAAAAAAAAACCAACAUUGUGAAAGCCAUCUGCCAAUUUAGAAGUCUUUAUUUUUUUGGCACAUAAUGUUAUGUCUUUAUUUUUUUUAUUUAUACAUGUUUUUUUUAUUUAUUGUGUAAAUGUUGAAGUCUCGACACGGAAAUGUUCAAUUCCAGUCACCUUUUUUUGUAAGUUGUUUGGGGCGGGGUGGGACAAAAAUAAAGUUUAUUGAAAAUUAA
Molecule: messenger RNA, 3895 nt
Organism: Melanotaenia boesemani (Boeseman's rainbowfish)
Lineage: Eukaryota; Metazoa; Chordata; Actinopteri; Atheriniformes; Melanotaeniidae
Gene: plk3
Product: polo-like kinase 3 (Drosophila)
Exons: 15
Coding region: 142-2139 (665 amino acids)
Biological process (GO): Golgi disassembly; protein phosphorylation; DNA damage response
Cellular component (GO): cytoplasm; nucleus; centrosome
Molecular function (GO): protein serine/threonine kinase activity; protein binding; ATP binding
Source: RefSeq, a predicted model, not a curated record